Messenger RNA from Alnus glutinosa, 1401 nucleotides. RefSeq lists its product as uncharacterized. Lineage: Eukaryota; Viridiplantae; Streptophyta; Magnoliopsida; Fagales; Betulaceae. Gene Ontology annotation, cellular component: NSL complex. The record is from RefSeq and is a predicted model, not a curated record. The transcript has 2 exons. The coding region runs from base 108 to 848 and encodes 246 amino acids.
AAAUUCUUUCACCGACUCUCUUUGUUCCUCUUUCAGUUAUAUACACGAAAUUGACUCAUUGAGCAAAACCCAAUUAAAACCCUAACAACUCAGUGCCGGACUCAGCCAUGGACGAGUCCAGACCCUCUCAGUCCUCUCCCUCUCCCCCUCUCUCACCCAUGAGAAUCGCCGACUCGGACCUCGACUCGCCUCUCGCGACUGCCGAGUUCCUGACCCGGCAGGAGCUCCUGAAGCGGCGAUCCCGGCGAGCCAGGCAGCUCGCGCGGUGCUACAGGGCUCACUACUGGGCGCUGAUGGAGGAGCUGAAGGCCAAGCACAAGGAGUACUACUGGAUGUACGGGAAGAGCCCGUACAAGGAGGAGGAGGAGGAGGAGGAUGAGGAGGACGGUGAUUGUAGGAAGAGUAGGAGGAGGGAGGGGAGCAGAGGGAACGAGGAGGAGGAGGCGACGGUGACGAUGGAGGUAAGGCGGUGUGAGGUGACGGGGUGUAAGGCCAAGGCCAUGGCGUUGACGAGGUACUGCCUCGCGCAUAUACUCUCGGAUUCCAAGCAGAAGCUCUAUAAGGGGUGCAGCUAUUGCAUCAAGAGUACACAGACAGGGCCUAUUCUCUGUUGUAAGCCUGUACUGAGAUCCACGGUUCCCCUUCUCUGCUCCACUCAUAUGCAAGUUGCGGAAAAACAUCUCAUCCGAGCCCUGAAAAGGGGAGGUCUUAAUAUCUCUUCAACUAAAAAGGUUGCUCCGAAGUUCCAUAUCCUUGUUGCUGAAUGUGUGCGCCAAAUUCAAACUAAAAGAAGAGCUGCACUAAAGGCAACUAUAGCUCAAGUUAAGAUUGAAGACGAAACGAGGUAGGGCUCCAAAUUGUUGAGUACCUUUCUAUUUGUAUAGGUUUUGAGCUGUUGGCUGAGCAGAAAGACGCCAAUAAUUUUGGGGUGAGGACUAUCUCUGAUUGGUGGAGCAAGAGUAAGAUUCUGAUGGGACAUCGGACUUGUUUGUCUUGGAAGGCAAUGCUUUGUGCAUAAUCAUCAAGGUAUUUCCUUGAUCUCGGUGUUGUAUAUUCGUAUAAUGAGAGAAAUGCACGUCAUUAUAUAAAGGUGGAAUGAUGAGGCGUGUGCUGAACAAAAUGUAUACUGGUGAGAAUAUAGUAACGAUGCAUUUGUUUCUUGUAUUCAUUUAAUAAGCAAAAUAUGGUUGCGGGGUCAUGGAUCAACAACCAACUUGUGCUUGAUCAGAUUUGUGUAACCUCACCUUGAAGUAGUCAAGCAACCUGGCCUGCCUCUUACCUUAUAUGUUGUAUUAAAUGACACUAUUGAUGGCCAUGGGUCAUAUAAACAAAGAGAGAUGAUGGACUUUCCCAAAUGUUGUUACAAUUGUAAUAUUAAUAAGAGUUGAGGAGCUUGGCUAA